AUGAGGCCUCGCAGGCCGGUAAUGUACAAUGACGGGAACAUCUGCCUUGACAUCUUGCAGUCUCAGUGGAGUCCGAUAUAUGAUAUUUCUGCCAUUCUCACCUCUAUACAGUCUCUGCUAAGCGACCCAAACCCAAGCAGCCCGGCAAAUCAGGAGGCUGCUCGUUUGUACGCGGAAAAUCGGCGGGAGUACAACCGCCGAGUGCAGCUAUGUGCCACCGAAUCUUUGAAGACUGUAGGGGCACCUGAGGCCGAGGCCCCUGGCGCCGCUGCUAGCGCCUCAGCAGGUCCCCCUUCUGGAGACCCCACCAGCACCACACCUGCUCAAGAGUCCACCCCCGAGGGGAUCGCGACACGGGACAGAGACGCCCCAGUAGCAGUGCAGCGAGAGCAGCAAAUCGAUGGCGGGUCGGAGCAACAACAUUUGGGAGAGGGGCGACAAGGGCCCCCUGGAGCCCCGUAG
This is a messenger RNA of Eimeria maxima, 462 nucleotides long. RefSeq lists its product as hypothetical. Gene Ontology annotation, biological process: protein polyubiquitination; DNA repair; proteasome-mediated ubiquitin-dependent protein catabolic process. The transcript has 3 exons. The record is from RefSeq and is a predicted model, not a curated record. Bases 1 to 462 code for a protein of 153 amino acids. Gene Ontology annotation, molecular function: ubiquitin conjugating enzyme activity. NCBI's taxonomy places the organism in Eukaryota, Apicomplexa, Conoidasida, Eucoccidiorida, Eimeriidae.